Calypte anna (Anna's hummingbird) is the source of this 4383-nucleotide messenger RNA. It is a transcript of the gene HECTD2, whose product is annotated as HECT domain E3 ubiquitin protein ligase 2. Lineage: Eukaryota; Metazoa; Chordata; Aves; Apodiformes; Trochilidae. Gene Ontology annotation, biological process: protein polyubiquitination. Gene Ontology annotation, molecular function: ubiquitin protein ligase activity. The transcript is spliced from 21 exons. The record is from RefSeq and is a predicted model, not a curated record. The coding region runs from base 240 to 2654 and encodes 804 amino acids.
UCCGCCCCGCCGUGCGGGGGUGUCUGAGCGAGCGCCCGGGAGCAGCGCGGUUGCUGCAUUGCCGCGGCAGCCCCGAGCGGAGCGGAGCACAGCACAGCGGCGUCGCUGGGGGUGUCCGCGGGGCGUCCUCGGAGGGGCUCGGGAGCGGCGGGAGAGAGGCGAAGGGGAGGUCGCGGGUGCCGGCGGCGGCUGAGAGUGUGCGGUGAGGAGAGAGGCGCGGGGCGGCCAGGAGCGGGGCCAUGUCGCUGCACAACUCGCCGGCGGCCACGGCUGCCGCCGACCUCCCACCGGGUCCCGGUGCGGGGCUCCCGCCGGGACCGGAGCUGAAUCAGGGCAGCGCGGUGCCCCUGUCAGUCGAGGAGGGCGGCGAGGAUGAGGAGGAAGAGGAGGAAGAAGAGAAGAAAGAAAAGGAGCAAGAGAAACUGUCGCCCAUCCCGUCAAUAUCCAGCGCGGCUGCCGGGGGGUUGGAGAGAGAAGCCAAAAAUCAGUUUUCCACUUUCAACAAUUUCAUCACAACUAUCAACCAAAAGAAAGAAGGCAUCGAAAACAGAAAUUCACCUUCUCAACUUGUUAUACCCGACAUCAAAAAUGUGAGAGACCUACCACCUAUUUGCCUGGAUGUACGACAAAAGCAGCGCAUCUCUAUAGAUACCCUACCCCAGGAACUGAAAGCACCAAUUCCUUCUGAACCUUCCCUCCCCAUCCGAACCAAAACUGAGAAAGAUUUUCAGGAUGAUGUGGAAAAGGCUAAGUCAUCAGGAGAUUGGAAAGCUGUACAUGAUUUUUAUUCUACAACAUUUGAUUCAUUCCUGGAGAUAAAUGCUGCAUUUAAGAAAGAUAUCAGUUCUCCAUUUAAUACCAUUGAGGACUCUGGAAUCAAUGCAAAAUUUGUGAAUGUUGUCUAUGAUGCCUUAUUAAAUACUCCUCAAGAUGUUCAGAAGUCAGUCUUAAAAGGAAUAAUUAAUGGUCUGCUACAAGAAUGGAAAGGACCACGAACAAAAGAUGAUCUUAGAGCAUACUGUAUACUUUUACAGAAUCCUCAAUUUAGUAACACUUCUACUUACGUCAUCUAUGCUCACUUGUUAAGACAGAUAGCAGCCUUAACAGAAGCUGACCAUCAUUUCCUAGUGCACUGGUCUAAAAAGAUUUCACAGAGGAGGUUCAAGCAGCUGGUGGACAGGUUGCUACAAUUUAUUUCUUUACGCCUGUUUCCUGCAAAACCUGAAGAAUUUCCACCUAUGGUGAAAUGUACCUGGUGGAUUCCAUCAGCAACCAAAGUCCUGGCUUUAUUUAAUGCUGCAAACAGUCUGAUCAGUCCUCCCAUUAUUUCAUAUACAGAGUUCUAUAAUUCUACACUUGAUCAUAUUGAUCUUAUGGAAGAAUAUCAUAAUUGGCGAUGUUAUGGAAAUUCUCACAGGUUCUCUUUCUGUCAAUACCCAUUUAUUAUUUCCAUAGCAGCAAAAAAAGUUAUUAUUCAAAGGGACUCGGAACAACAGAUGAUUAGCAUUGCACGGCAAAGCCUUGUGGAUAAAGUCUCUCGCAGACAGAAACCUGACAUGAAUAUGUUGUUUCUAAAUGUGAAAGUGAGGAGGACUCACCUUGUUAGUGAUUCACUUGAUGAGCUAGCAAGGAAGAGAGCAGAUCUGAAAAAGAAGUUGAAAGUCACAUUUGUUGGGGAAGCUGGACUUGAUAUGGGUGGCCUGACAAAAGAAUGGUUUCUUCUUCUGAUUCGCCAGAUUUUUCACCCAGAUUAUGGCAUGUUCACCUACCACAAAGACUCCCACUGCCAUUGGUUCAGCAGUUUUAAGUGUGAUAACUAUUCUGAAUUCCGAUUGGUUGGAGCUCUUAUGGGACUUGCUGUAUAUAAUAGCAUCACCUUGGAUAUUCGGUUCCCACUUUGCUGCUACAAGAAAUUACUGAGUCCUCCAAUUGUUCCGUGCAAUCAUAACACCCUUGUAGGCAUCUGUGAUGUCACAUUAGAUGACUUGUUUCAGAUUAUGCCUGAACUGGCCCAUGGACUAAGUGAACUUCUCUCCUAUGAAGGCAACGUUGAAGAGGAUUUUUACUCAACCUUUCAGGUUUUUCAAGAAGAAUUUGGUGUUAUAAAAUCUUAUAACUUAAAGCCAAAUGGAGAUAAAAUUCCAGUCACAAAUCAGAAUAGAAAAGAGUAUGUGAAGCUCUAUGUUGAUUUUCUUCUCAACAAAACAAUCUACAAACAAUUUUCAGCUUUCUAUUAUGGAUUUCAUAGUGUCUGUGCUUCAUAUGCAUUACUGCUACUUCGUCCAGAAGAGGUUGAAAUUCUUGUCUGUGGCAGUCCUGAGCUGGACAUGUCUGCUUUACAACGAAGUACCCAAUAUGAGGGCUACCAAAAAACUGAUCUGACUAUACGAUACUUUUGGGAUGUAGUACUUGGAUUUUCUCUUGACCUUCAAAAGAAGCUGCUACAUUUUGCUACAGGAAGUGACAGAGUCCCUGUGGGAGGAAUGGCUGAUUUGAAUUUCAAGAUUUCGAAGAGUGAGACAUCCACUAGUUGGUUGCCUGUGGCCCAUACCUGCUUCAACCAGCUUUGUCUCCCUCCUUACAAGAACAAGAAGGAACUGAAGCAGAAGUUAAUCAUUGGAAUUUCAAAUGCAGAGGGGUUUGGUUUAGAAUAAAAAUUCUUCAAGAACAGCAUUUUUAUGUAGCAUUCACUCUCUUCUAAUUGUGCCUUUAAGCUUUUUGUUAUGUCUCUUAGUACCGUGCCAGUCUUACACAACUUAGAUAUAUAUUUUUUUUCAAAGUAAAUAUGAAGGGUAUGGGGUUUUUUCUGAAUGGCAAUACAUUUACUGCUUGCUUUGUCACAAAAAUUAGCUUUCUACAUUAAAAAGGUAGUCUAUUUGCUAAGUACCAUCUAAGACAAGUUCUCAAUUACAGUUUGUUUCUGUUUUUCUUUAAUAGCACUUUAUCAUUAUCAUAAUUCCUUUACAUCACAGGUAUCCCACUGGGAGAUAAUAUACAGAAUUUUUCUUUAUUAGCCAAUCCCAAUGGUAGAAUGUUUUCAACUAAUAUGAAUAACAGAAAAAAAUCUAAUGUGCAGCUUGUAGCCAUAUUUUCACAAAGUCAAGUAUGAAUUUUAGUCUUUAUAAAAUAUAUGAAGUUUUAAUAUUCUGAUUUUUCCUUCUCAAUUAAACAGGCUAUCUAAGCUACAGAUUUUUCUUUCAGCUGAAUGAGGCCCAGAUCAUUCUUGUCUCCUCAGCAUCUAAUUCACAGUUUUACCCUUUUAAUUCUGCAGGGGCAUGGAUGCUUAGUGUCUUCUUGUGUCUAUACUCAGUUACUUUUUGCAAUAAGAGUAAAAUGUUAUUCUUGUUUUCCCUCUCUGUAUAUUUUGCAUACAGCCAACAGAUUUACACUAUGAACAUAUUAAUCUGUCCUAUAGUUUCAAAGCUGUUGCAGAUAUUCUUCAACAGCUAAGUGUAAAUUUAUUCUAUUUCCUAAAGAAAGUACUAGUGAUUUCACUUUUAUUAAAGCAGAGAUAAAUAGAAGGAUAUUUUAAAAUACGGGGCCGUGUAAGGUCUCCUUGGAAUCAGUAAUGAAAUGUCCAUAAACAAGAUAGGUUACCACAGAGAGUGUUGAAAGCAGCACUUCAAACUUGUGAAUUUUACAAUGUUUCUCCCAAAAGGAGAAUUUAAAAUUUUGAUUUACAGUAUUUCAGAUGUUUAGAAAUAAAUGGGACUUUCACCAUUGCACUGAAUGGACUACUUAGUUUCAACUGAUGUUGAAUUUCUGGCAGCUGAAUGUGGAUAGGAAGUAAAAAAUCUGAAACACCUUUCCCCUUCCCCUCUCAGUAGAACUGAAUUCAUGGAAGGUUGGCUGAUUAAUAAAUAGCUAUAAAAUUUAUCUUAAAAACAUGGCAAAUUAGCCAAAAUAUUUUUUUAUGGCUUAAGCCCACUUUUAAUAACUACUUAGCUAUUAUUUUUAAAAGAAAAGCUUUAUCUCCUUAUUUUCACUGAAUUGCACUUUGCCUUUUAGUUUUAUUUAUUGACGCUUUUUUGAUUUACUGUGUAAUAUUACCUCAGAAUUCUAAAAAGGCUAUUGUAUUUGCAUCAGUUUUUAAAUAGGAUGGUCAUUUAAUGACAUUUUAUAUAUUUCCUGAUGUUGAUAAAUUAAAUAGUAAAUUUUGUAUUUGUUAAAUGAAAGCAUUGCACUGUAUUUAUGAAAUAAGCCUCUGAACAUUCUAUAACUCUUCCUCAGUGAUGUUUUGUUGUUCUUUCGUCUUGCCCUGUAAUAGAGGAAUUUUUUUUAAUCUCUAUCAUUGUUUUGUACUGUACAAAAAAAAUCUGCUUUGUUUAAAAUUGUUCAUUACUAAGUAUCUAUUUUUAGGUAUUAAAAUUGUGAAGUCAUUAA